GGGCGGCCGGUGCGCGGCGGCAGUCGGCAGUGACCGGGCCGCGGGGGAGGUCCUUUGCGUCGCGCUCCGCUGCGCUGUGACCGGAUUCUGCACCGCGACGCGCCCAGUGAGGAGCAGAGACAGUGCUUGAAGGCUGGGAGAAGCUCCGGAGAUGGGGCUGGGAACGCUGACCCUGCUGCUGGCCGCCCUGGCCGCGGCGUCUGGAGCUCUGUCCGAUACAGGGUCGUCCCGGCCACGGCUGGACCUGGUGUCACCCUCGGACGGCUACCACGGCCUGGUGCGGGAGGACCAGCGCCUGGUGGACGUAUCGCCGCCCAUCCGAGCCGUAGGCGCUGCCGUCUGCGGCUUCCGCAUCGUCAACAAACACCACGGCGAUGUACCCUUCGAGGUGGUGUCCACCGAUGCGAGCACCGGCGAGGCGGUGAUUCAGGCCCGCCGGCCUCUCAGCUGUGAGAAGAGGAAGAGCUACCGGUUCGAGAUCGCUGCCGUCGGCUGUGACCCCGGCCCGCAGGUCUCCGACAAUGUCACCGUGCACAUCGAGGUGGAGGAUGUGAACGAGUUCGCGCCGCGUUUCACCGAGCGCUCGUACAUCCUGGACGUGGACGAGGGUCGGCUGUACGACGAGAUCGUCCAGGUCGCCGCGGAGGAUGACGACUGCUCUCCAAAGUACGGCGACAUCUGCCGCUACGAGAUCCUCAGCAGCGACCAGCCGUUCGUCAUCAACAGCCAGGGCACCAUUCGGAACACCGAGCCGCUCUCUUAUGAGAAGUCUCAUAACCACAUUCUGUUCAUCGUGGCCUACGACUGCGGAAUGAAGAUGUCGGACAAGGUCACCGUCACCAUCAAGGUCAACCGCGUCUGCCACCUCGGGUGGAAAGAUCUGCCCGAACACGUGGAGUACGCGCCCAACUCUGGCGCCGUGGCGCUGUUCCCGGACGCCACGCUGGACAUGUGCGAGGUCCCCUGCGCCGUCGACCGCGUCCAGAGCAAGAUCUCGCUGCAGACGUCUCACAUCGGCAAGGGCUGCGACCGGGACACGUUCUCUGUGGAGAACCAGCGCCGACUGUGCGGCGCCGACGCCCGCGCGGUGGACCUGCUGCCGUCGCCGACAGCGGAGAGCCAGUGGACGCGGCCGCUGCCCCGGGAUCACGGCCACGAGUCCGACGAGGUGUUCCAGUUUGACGGCACGAGCACGGCGGUGGUGGUGCCGCCGUCGGUGAUGGAGCCCCAGCUGGGCAACACGUUCACCAUCUCGGUCUGGCUGCGGCACGCCGACCACCCCGGCCAGGACAAGCACGUCAAGGAGCACGUCCUCUGCAACGCCGACGAUCACAGGAUGAACCGCCACCACUAUGCGCUGUUCAUCCGCAACUGCCACCUGAUCAUGCUGCUGCGACGGGAGUACGACGAGGCCAACCUCAACACAUUCUCACCGGCCGAGUGGCGCUGGCAGAUCCCGCAGGUGUGUGACGACGAGUGGCACCACUACUCGCUGAGUAUGCAGUACCCGGACCUCACCCUGACCGUCGACGGACGGCCCGUGUCCGUCGAGCCUCAGAUGCACGAGGUCAUCGACGACUGGCCCCUGCACUCGGCGCCCGACCUGUCCACCCGGCUGGCUGUGGGUGGCUGCUGGCAGGGCUCCGAGUCGCGGAUGAAGCACAUCUUUAACGGCUACAUGGCGGGUCUGUCGGUACUGCGCGGCGCCACCGAGAAGGCUGAGGUGCUCUCCUGUCUGCACAGUUGCAGCGAGUCCCUACAGGCGCCCGACGUGCAGUUCCUGCUGCCCGGCAUGGAGCUGCUCGCCAACAACGACAUGACCGAGGUCACUGUGGAAGGCAGUAACCGCACCCACAUCCAGAGCUUGUUCCGCAAGAUCGCCUACGUCAACAGUCGCGAGUUCCCCACGGCCGGCCGGCGCGGCCUCAAGGUCAUCACCAACCUCGUCUGCACCAACGGCAAGAUGGUGAAGAUCCCCGUGGUGGACAGCUACGUCAUCGUCCGUCAGCCUCGCUACCUGCACAUUGCCGUCAACGGCACGGACAACUUCUCUGACGACUACGAGCAGCUCAAGACGGGCGUGUCUGUGUUCCCUGACAUCCGCGUGCUGGCCGGCACCGACCAGCAGGAGAUGAGCGCCGGCAGGAGCGUCGGCCACAAGCUGGACAAGUGCGCCGUCACGGUCUAUCCUCCUCUGAACCCGGAGCACGAGGAGCUGACCCUGAACCAGCGACUGCUGGACAGCUUCCAGCUGCGGGCCAAGCUGAACAAGGACGGUCUGGUGGUGUACGGGCCCGGCCAGCCCGACAGCUACCAGGAGGCGCUGCGUUUCGUGCAGUACACCAACCGCAAACCAGCCUACUACCUGAACCGCGCCUUCAAGCUGCUCUGCUCGAGCAUGAGCCAGCGGUUCAUCAGUAACGAGUACGUGCAGACGCUGACGGUGAUCCACCCGGCGCGACGCACCGAGCCGCCCAAACGGCUGGCCACGGCCGCCCCUCCGGCCGCCCAGGACCAGGAGCCCGCCGCCGCCGCCGCCGCCCCCGCCCAGCCGGAGGUCGAGGAGGCGGUGCCGCCGCCGGCCGCUCAUGUCCAGGACGCCCGUCACCACGUGCAGCUCAAAUCGUGGACCACCGGCCAUCAGAUGCGCUCGGCUGGAGCCAGCCACGCGGUGACCAUCAUCAUCGUGGUGUGUAUCGGCUUCCUGGUGUCGAUGAUCGUGCUGGGCGUGAUUCGGAUCCGCGCCGCCCACCGGCGACACCAGGACGAGGCAGCUGACGCCGAGAUGGCCUGGGACGACUCGGCGCUCAACAUCACUGUCAACCCCAUGGAGGAGGAUGCCGCCACUGCCGGACAGCCUGCCGCCGUCGACGACGACAGCUCCGACGACGGCAGCGACUACGACAGCUCGGACCCGGACGACGACGAGGAGGAGGUGCCGCCGCCGCGCAAACAGCUCGAGUGGGAUAACAGUCACCUGGCCAUCUGAGCGGCGCCGGCGCCUGUGUGAUAGCCGCCGCCCCCGCCUCCGCCCCCGCCGGCUCUGCGGAGCCGCGCUGCCCGCCUCCGUGAGUCCACCAUCCUUGCUACUAAAGCCUCGUGGCGCUGGAGCGGUGUCAUGUCCUCAGACUUAUCCACUGCUGGUUCUCCUUUCACCUCACAUUAUCUCUCCCUGUAUCCCUCUUGCUGUCUCUCUUGCUGCUCCUGUCGCCACCGCCGCCGCUACUGCUAUCGCGGUUGACGCUGCCUGUAGCAAUGCUUAUAUAGUUGCAGAAGCUGAGUCGCCGGGAAUUGAGUGCCAUACACUGUAGAGUAGAUACACAGCGUGGGGCGCGUCUCGAGGGCCGGUCCCUCGGUCGUCCGCCGCACGUCGGGCUGGCCGGGGCGGUGGGCGGUGCUGAUGGCAGCGGGCGGGGGCGGUGGGCGGGGGCGGUAGAAGGCGCGCUCUAACCCACUUCUAGUCCGCCGGAGGUCUGUGCUGACAGGCCCCCUUCCCGGCCGCAAUAACCACCCUGUCCGGACCACAAUGGACGCUGUGUCCACUCUGGCGCUUCUGUCAAACUGUCUGCUCGAGACAUCUCCUUUCUAUCCUCUGAAUCUCAUUCGUCCUUAGUGCUCCAUUUAUGCUUAUUUCCUUUCAUUUCAUAUCUUCCUUCGCCUUAUAUCACCUUUCACUUGACCAUAUUUUCUGUCAUCCGUCUUGUCCUAUCCACCCUUGCUCUCUUUUAUCCGUUUUACCCCGCUGACGGGCCCGGGAUGGGUUGUCUGCUCUCUUCCUCUCUCCUCUCCCUCCCUUCCCCGGAGAGGUCUGCCGGCCUCCGCCGGCGCCUCCUCCCUGUGUUGGCAGCUGCUCUGUGACUGACGUGUGGUGAUGCGAGUGACGGCGAGUGAGAGCGCCGGCCGCCGCCGUUUCGAGUGCCUCUCGCCUGCCGAUGGCACCCCGGCACCCCUGGCUGCAGCUGGGGCCGACCUGGCACCGCCGGCUCCGGAGCACCUCACACGGCCCGGCCUGGCUCGGCAGAGUGUGAGGCACCGCGCCGCCGCGCUCUGGGACACACGACAGGGGCGGUGGGUAUAUGUGCGGGUGCGUGUGUGUGACGUGGCGUGGACUGUUGGGGGUGGGAAGAGUGACCGGAUAUCGGGCCCGGCGCCCGGCCGGUCCGCUCGUAAUCAGCGUCGGACGACUGGGGUCGUGUUUGUUGUGGCUAGGUUUUAGCUCUGUUGACCUGCGCAGCGCGACAUUCACUCACAUAUCUUUGGGCACGAGCGGUCACCGUCGGCGGCGUGCCGGAACCAGCGGCGGCGCCAGGAACCAUCCGGAACCAGCCGCGACGACCGGAGCCGCGCGGCGGCCGAGAGAGAGGCGCGCGCGCGCGGCCGCUCCGUAACCAUAUCAUGGCGCCGGCGCGAGCCGGAACGUGACGUCACUGUAGCCAUCUCGGUGUUUGUCUGAUUAACAUUCCAUCUCGCAUCGCGCGGUGUGCGACUGACGGGCGCGGCGGCCGAGCCGCCGGACUGACGGGUGACGUCAUCGGCGACCGGAGGUGACGUCAUCGACGCCCCAGAGCGCGCCGCGGUGUGUUCUGUUGUGAAAAAAAUAUCCAGUGUUAUAAUCUCUAUCCGUUAAGAGCUGUCGCACCGAUAGGUUUAGAGCUGUAAACGCCGAGUCUUUUGUAAUGUAGAUCACCAAUACAUUCUGUCACCACCAA
Molecule: messenger RNA, 4709 nt
Organism: Amphibalanus amphitrite
Lineage: Eukaryota; Metazoa; Arthropoda; Thecostraca; Balanomorpha; Balanidae
Product: calsyntenin-1-like
Exons: 16
Coding region: 152-2989 (945 amino acids)
Biological process (GO): positive regulation of synaptic transmission; positive regulation of synapse assembly; homophilic cell-cell adhesion
Cellular component (GO): postsynaptic membrane; cell surface
Molecular function (GO): X11-like protein binding; kinesin binding; calcium ion binding
Source: RefSeq, a predicted model, not a curated record